AUGGACUGUUGGAGAAGACAAGGAAGACGUAGGGGUGGGGGUUGGGUAUUUGGGGUUGCGGUUGUAUUGUAUUGUUGGAAAAGGAAGUGGGCAGGAAUUGGGAAUAAGAGUGGGCUGCUGAAUGGGUCUAUGUUUGGGCCAAAGUUAGCUGAAAAUCGGCUCAAUUGUGGUCUUUAUGUUAUGGCCCAAACCAACAUUACCACUGAUCAAUUAGCUCUUCUCUCUUUAAAAUCCCAAAUCAUUUCAGACCCCUUUCAUUACUUGGAUGGAAGUUGGUCUCCUGCUACUUAUGUUUGUCGUUGGGUCGGAGUCACUUGUGGUUCUCGUCACCAGCGAGUGAAGUCCUUGAAUCUUUCCAACAUGACUCUUACAGGCAGAAUUCCACAAGAUUUUGGAAAUCUCAUAUUUCUUCGUUCACUUGACUUGGGAAGUAACAAUUUCAUAGGAAAUUUGCCUCAAGAAAUGACACGCUUGCGUCGGCUUAAGUUUCAACAAAUUCAGAAUAACAGUUUCACUGGUUCCAUUCCUCCGUCACUCUCGAAUGCCUCAAGGUUAGAGACUUUAGAAAUAUCUGCCAAUUUACUUCAAGGAAACAUCCCGGAAGAGAUAGGCAAUCUUCAAAACCUGAAUAUGUUGUCCAUAGAACAUAAUCAGCUUACGGGUUCUAUACCAUUAACAAUUUUCAAUAUUUCUAGAAUCGAAGUCAUUGCAUUUACAAAUAAUAGCUUAUCAGGAGAUCUUCCCAAUGGUUUAUGCAAGCAUCUCACAAUACUCAGGAGGCUUGAUCUAUCAAAAAACAAGCUUCAUGGUCAUAUGCCUAAAAGCUUGUCAAAUUGUUCACAACUUCAAAUAUUGUCUCUAUCGGAAAAUGAUUUUGAUGGACCAAUACAUACUGAAAUUGGAAGAUUGAGUAACUUGCAGACAUUACAUAUCGCAUCAAACCAUUUCACAGGGGUAAUUCCACAAGAAAUCGGAAAACUUGUUAAUUUGGUGAAAUUAGAUGUGGAGAGAAACCAGAUUACCGGCUCUAUCCCAAUCUCCAUAUUAAAUAUAUCCUCGUUGCAACUUGUUUCACUAUGGAGGAACAAUCUCAGUGGAUCCCUACCACGGGAGAUUGGCAACUUAACCAAGAUGCAAAUUCUAGAUCUUAACGAAAAUAGGUUUACUGGUGAAAUACCCAAGAUAAACAAUCUUGUUGAACUGGAGGAAUUUGAUGUUGGGUUGAAUAGUUUUAGUGGUUCACUUGCAAUGGAGACUUUCAACAAAUCACGGUUGAGAAUACUUUCACUUGCAUACAAUAAUAUAUCAGGGAUCCUACCAUCAAACAUAGGUUCUAUCUUACCAAACGUUGAAGAGCUUUAUCUGAAUAGCUUAACCAAUCUUGUUGGGACUAUUCCUCAUUCUAUCUCCAAUUGUUCCAAACUUACUCUCCUAGAGCUUUCAGAUAACAAACUCACGGGCUUGAUUCCCAAUUCUCUUGGAUAUUUGACUCGGCUAAAAGCCCUAGUCUUGGAGAUAAACAAUUUAACCAGCGAUUCAUUUUUAAGCUUCCUGACUUCCUUAACCAAUUGUAGAAAUUUAACAUAUCUUCUUCUAUCUCUGAACCCUCUAAACGGCAUGCUUCCAGUAUCAGCAGGGAACCUUUCCACAUCUCUUACAUUGUUUUACGCACAUAAUUGCAAGAUCAAAGGUCGAAUUCCAAAUGAAGUCGGGAACUUAAGCAGCUUAUUAGAUCUUGAUCUUUCUGGAAACAACUUGGUUGGAUCCAUUCCCAGAACAAUUGGCAACUUGCAAAACAUUCAGCGCUUCAAAAUGAGUGACAACAAACUUAUAGGAUUUAUUGAAGAUAAUAUUUGUAAAUUGCAGCAUUUGGGAUAUAUUUACUUGGGUCAAAACCAACUUUCAGGAUCUCUUCCUAAUUGUUUAGGGAACAUCACUUCUCUUAGACAGAUACAUAUGGGUUCUAAUAAAUUGAGUUCCAAUAUACCAACUAGCUUAGGGAAUCUUAAAGACUUAGUGGUUCUUGACUUAUCGUCAAACAACAUGGUUGGUUCUUUACCUACAGAAAUUGGAAAUCUAAAGGCUGUGACACGAAUGGAUCUGUCGAUGAAUCAAUUCUCAAAUAGAAUUCCUAGACAAAUUGGGGGAUUACAAAAUUUGGCGCACCUUUCUUUGAGACACAACAAGUUGCAAGGAUCUAUACCUGACUCAAUGAGCAACAUGGUAGGUUUGGAAUUCCUAGACAUUUCUCAUAAUAAUAUAUCGGGAACUAUUCCCAUAUCUUUGGAGAAACUACAAUACCUCAAGUAUUUCAAUGUUUCUGACAACAAGUUGCACGGAAUAGCACUUGUAUUUGUUCCUAUCGCCUUUGUGUUCGUAUGGAUAAGGUAUAGAAGAGGUAAAAGAACUCCUCAACGAGCUGAUUCAUUGCCUAUCGCAACAACAGAAAGAAUUUCAUACUAUGAACUGCUCCAAGCAACUGAUUUGCUUAGCGAGACUAAUCUGAUUGGUUCUGGAAGUUUUGGCUCUGUUUACAAAGGCGUUCUCAGGAGUGGGACUGCCAUUGCUGUUAAAGUGUUCAAUCUGCAACUGGAAGAGGCAUUCAAGAGUUUCGAUAUAGAAUGUGAAGUUUUGCGUAGCCUUCGCCAUAGAAAUCUCGUGAAAGUCAUCACUAGUUGUUCCAACCUUGAUUUUAAGGCUUUAGUGCUCGAGUAUAUGCCUAAUGGAAGUCUUGACAAGUAUUUGUAUUCGCACAACUACUUCCUAGACAUCAGGCAGAGACUAAGCAUUAUGAUAGAUGUUGCAUGUGCUUUGGAAUAUCUUCAUCAUGGAUGCUCCUCUCCGGUGAUUCACUGUGACCUGAAGCCUAGUAACGUCUUGCUGGAUGAGGAUAUGGUUGCCCACCUAAGUGACUUUGGUAUUUCAAAACUGCUUGGUGAAGAUGAGAGUGAUUUAUACACUAAAACGUUAGCAACAUUUGGUUAUAUUGCACCGGAGUAUGGACUGGAUGGACUGGUGUCAAUAAAAUGUGAUGUCUAUAGUUACGGGAUCAUGUUGCUGGAAACGUUUACUAGGAGAAAGCCUACUGAGUUUGAGGGAGAUCUUAGCUUGAAGCAAUGGGUGAGUUAUUCACUACCCGAGGCAGUAAUGGACGUUGUAGAUGCCAACUUGGUUACACCAACUGAUCAUAAUCGCUUACAGAAGGAGUUAGAUAUCGUGGCAUCAAUCAUGAAAGUAGCAUUAGAUUGUUGUGUUGAAUCUCCGACAAGAAGGACAAACAUGAAAGAUGUUGUAGGGAUGCUACAGAAGAUCAAGAUUCAACUUCUUGCAUGUUGA
Solanum stenotomum is the source of this 3336-nucleotide messenger RNA. Its product is annotated as LRR receptor-like serine/threonine-protein kinase EFR. Lineage: Eukaryota; Viridiplantae; Streptophyta; Magnoliopsida; Solanales; Solanaceae. The transcript has 7 exons. The record is from RefSeq and is a predicted model, not a curated record. Gene Ontology annotation, molecular function: ATP binding; protein binding; protein kinase activity. Gene Ontology annotation, biological process: protein phosphorylation. The coding region runs from base 1 to 3336 and encodes 1111 amino acids.